This is a messenger RNA of Limanda limanda (common dab), 2460 nucleotides long. It is a transcript of the gene nlgn3b, whose product is annotated as neuroligin 3b. The record is from RefSeq and is a predicted model, not a curated record. Gene Ontology annotation, cellular component: synapse; cell surface; postsynaptic specialization membrane. NCBI's taxonomy places the organism in Eukaryota, Metazoa, Chordata, Actinopteri, Pleuronectiformes, Pleuronectidae. Bases 1 to 2460 code for a protein of 819 amino acids. Gene Ontology annotation, biological process: presynaptic membrane assembly; neuron cell-cell adhesion; chemical synaptic transmission. Gene Ontology annotation, molecular function: neurexin family protein binding; signaling receptor activity. The transcript has 6 exons.
AUGUGGCUGGCUACAUUUAGAGACCAUCUGUUGCCUGCACACCUGCCACACCAGCAAGGGACUGUAACCAUCACCCACUGUGCUCUUCUUUGGUGGAUAUUAUGCUCCUGCUGGUCGUUCACCAAGGCGACAAGCCAGAAAUUCUACCCGACGGUCACCACCCAGUUCGGGAAGCUGCGGGGCCUCCGGGUGCCCGUGCCCAGCGAGGUGCUCCGGCCCGUGGAUCAGUACCUGGGCGUCCCCUAUGCCGCUCCUCCCGUGGGUGAAAAGCGCUUCAUGCCGCCAGAGCAGCCGUCCUCUUGGUCAGGUAUCAAGAACGCCACCCACUUCAUGCCCGUGUGCCCUCAGAACAUCCACAACACCGUGCCAGAGAUCAUGAUGCCCAUCUGGUUCACCUACAACCUGGACACAGUAGCCACAUACAUUCAGGAUCAGAGCGAGGACUGUUUGUAUCUAAACAUCUACGCUCCGACAGAGGAUGGGAGCCAACACAAGAAAAAGGGGGCGGCUUUCUCACAUGCUGAGACUCAUAUAUCCGAAGAUAUAAGGGACUCCGAAGCUCGACCUGUGAUGGUCUACAUCCACGGAGGCUCCUAUAUGGAGGGCACUGGGAACAUGAUGGACGGCAGCGUACUGGCCAGUUACGGGAAUGUUGUCGUCGUCACGCUCAACUACAGAAUUGGAAUAUUAGGCUUCCUCAGCACGGGUGACCAGGCAGCAAAGGGAAACUACGGGCUCCUGGACCAGAUUCAAGCUCUGCGCUGGAUCAGUAAGAACAUUGGUUACUUUGGAGGAGACCCGGGCCGCAUCACAGUGUUUGGAUCAGGGAUUGGUGCAUCCUGCGUCAGUCUGCUGACAUUGUCCCACCACUCAGAGGGUUUGUUCCACAGAGCCAUCAUCCAGAGCGGUUCAGCCCUGUCCAGCUGGGCCGUCAACUACCAGCCGGUCAAGUACACUCGCAUGCUGGCCGAGAGGGUUGGCUGCAACGUGCUCGACACCGUGGACAUGGUCUCCUGCCUGCAGAAGAAGAGUGCCAAGGAGCUGGUGGAGCAAGACAUCCAGCCCGCGCGAUACCGCGUGGCUUUCGGCCCGGUCAUCGACGGAGACGUCAUCCCGGACGACCCCGAGAUCCUGAUGGAGCAGGGCGAGUUCCUCAACUACGACAUAAUGCUGGGGGUCAACCAGGGGGAAGGCCUGCGCUUUGUGGAGAACGUGAUGGACAUGGAGGACGGCGUGUCCGGCAGCGACUUUGACUUUGCCGUGUCAGACUUUGUGGACAGUUUAUACGGCUACCCAGAAGGAAAGGACACGCUGAGGGAGACCAUUAAAUUCAUGUACACAGACUGGGCUGACAAGGACAACCCGGAGACCAGGAGGAAGACCCUGGUGGCUCUCUUCACUGACCACCAGUGGGUGGAGCCCUCGGUGGUGACGGCCGACCUGCACGCCCGCUACGGCUCGCCUACGUACUUCUACGCCUUCUACCACCACUGCCAGAGCCUCAUGAAGCCUGUGUGGUCAGACUCGGCGCACGGAGACGAGGUGCCUUACGUUUUUGGCAUCCCCAUGGUGGGCCCGACGGAUCUGUUCCCCUGCAACUUCUCCAGGAAUGACAUCAUGCUCAGCGCCGUGGUUAUGACUUACUGGACCAACUUUGCCAAGAGUGGGGAUCCUAACAAGCCGGUGCCACAGGACACCAAGUUCAUCCACACCAAGGCCAACCGCUUCGAGGAGGUGGCCUGGUCAAAGUACGACCCCUACGAUCAACUCUACUUGCACAUUGGCCUAAAGCCGCGGAUCCGUGAUCACUACCGUGCCACCAAGGUGGCCUUCUGGAAACACCUGGUGCCUCACCUCUACAACCUCCACGACAUGUUCCAUUACUCAUCCACCACCACCAAGGUCACCCCGCUGGAUCCUACCCAGUCCAAUGGCAAGAGGUCCGGCAGCACGGGACGUCCGCCUGUCUCCACUUCCCACGGUGACGGCGACGCAGGGAGGGAGAUGGGCCCUCUGAUCAUGCCCAACCCGAGAGAUUACUCCACGGAGCUCAGCGUCACCAUCGCUGUCGGGGCGUCGCUGCUCUUCCUCAACGUCCUGGCCUUCGCAGCUCUCUACUACCGCAAGGAUAAACGCAGUCGGCAGGACACGUCCCAGCAGCCCAGUCCCCAGCGCGACAGCAAAGGCAACAACGUGGGCCACACCAACACUGUGGACGAGACCCUGUCGUCAAGGAACCAGUGCGAGGCCCUUCACAAUCCUCUCCACGUUUCGCCCAGCAUGGACUACUCGCUCACCCAGCACCGCUCGCCUGAUGACAUCCCUCUGAUGACCCCAAACAACAUCACCAUGAUCCCCAACUCCCUGAUGGGCCUCUCCAACAUGAGUCCGUACAGCACCUUCCCGGCCGGUUACAGCUCUGCGGGCCUGCCCAGCACCCACUCCACCACCCGGGUAUAA